Indicator indicator is the source of this 1551-nucleotide messenger RNA. RefSeq names its product ADAMTS like 5 (gene ADAMTSL5). The transcript is spliced from 12 exons. Gene Ontology annotation, cellular component: extracellular matrix. Gene Ontology annotation, biological process: extracellular matrix organization. Lineage: Eukaryota; Metazoa; Chordata; Aves; Piciformes; Indicatoridae. Bases 1 to 1551 code for a protein of 516 amino acids. The record is from RefSeq and is a predicted model, not a curated record. Gene Ontology annotation, molecular function: protein binding; metalloendopeptidase activity.
AUGUGGGACACGCCGCUGCCAGCCCUGUGCUGCUGGCCCUGGUGGCUUCUGCUCCUGGCCUGGCUCAGCCUGGGCUGUGGCGUUGGCAUGGCACAGGGCCCAGCCCUGGGGACAUCGAUGCUGGCUGCCGAGCCCCCAGCCCCUGCUCGGUCCCAGGGUGUCUGGGGCCCCUGGGGACCCUGGAGCUCCUGCUCCAGCUCCUGCGGGGAUGGCGUGGCCUUGCGUGCCCGGAGGUGCCUGCGGUCUGCUGAGGAGCAGCAGUGCCCUGGUGACCCCCGGCAGUACCGACUCUGCCAGCUCCAGGACUGUCCCAGCGGCUCGGUGCCCUUCCGUGCCAUGCAGUGCUCCCUCUAUGACAACAAACCCGUCCUGGGCACACCAGCCCGCUACCACUGGGUGCCCUUCCACGGAGCCCCCAACGUCUGUGACCUGAACUGCUUGGCCGCGGGGCACAACUUCUACUACACCUUCGGGCGGGUGCUGGAUGGGACCCCCUGCAGCCCGGGCUCCCCUGACCUCUGCGUUGGUGGGCGCUGCCUGAGCGUUGGCUGCGACGGGAUCCUGGGCUCGGGCUCCCGGCCCGAUGCCUGCGGGCGGUGCGGCAGCGGCGGCGGCGGCGGCGGCGGCCACCGCGAGUGCCACUUCGUGCAUCGACUCUUCCAGGGCACGGAGCCCCCCUCCGGUUAUUUUGGGUACAUGAAUGUGACCAAGAUCCCGGCUGGGGCCACCCACAUCAAGGUGACAGACAAGAGCCGCAACUACCUCGCCCUGAUGAGGAGCGAUGGGCGCUACGUGCUCAACGGAGGCUGGUCCAUAGCCUGGCCGGGGCAGUACCAGGUGGCUGGCACCCAGCUGCUUUACACCCGUACACCCGACGGCACCGAGACCCUGGAGGUGCCCGGCCCCACCGAUGAGGAUCUGCAUGUGAUGGUUCUGCUGCAGGAACCCAACCCCGGCAUCGAGUACCAGUUCUGGCUGCCCCAAGGGCACACCCAGUCCGGCCGUGCCAACGCCAGUCCCCUGCGGCAGCCUCAGCCCCGGGAGGCUGGCAGCCCCCCACCCGCGGAGCCCCCUGUGACCCCAGCCCCACUGCCACCACGUCAGUCUGGGGAUUUAGCCAUGGGGCCGCCGAGAAGCCCUCCCGGCCAGGGUGAAGCCAGGGCUGCCACAGGGCGAUGCGGGAGGUGCCGCCCGGCCAAGGGACGCUCCCAGCGCAUCUGGCACUUCUGCCACAGCGAUUUCGUCUUCCAGGGCCGGAUCCUGGCACGACGUUUGGUGGGGCGGGAGACACGUUACGAGGUGGAGGUGAAAAGCCGCUACCGGCACCGCUUCCCGCUGGUCUCCCGGGAAUACGUGUGGGUGCCCGACACCUGCGGCUGCCCCCCGCUCCGGGAGGGGGGCGAGUACCUGCUGAUGGCCUGGCGCCACGUCAACCACGAGCAGACCCUCAACCGCAUCCUGCUGCCGGCCGAGGGCUACGCCCGGCCCUGGACUCCCCGUGAGGAGCGGCUGGUGCGGGAAGCGGCACGCAGCUGCCCCCAGUCCCCCUGA